AUGGGGGGCGGAGGAGCGUGGAGAUUGGGGGCCAAGAUUGCCGGAGUAAGCGUCGCGAACAGCGGUUUGCGCAGCGUUACGGCAGAGCACCAGGUCUCUGCCGCCGCUCGCCAGGUCACCACUCGUCCAGUGUCGGCGGUCGUUACGUCCUCCAACGAUGUGAAUUCGAGCGUGUCUGUGACGACUCACAGCGGGAAGAUUGAUGAGGAGAUUCAGAUGCCGUAUUGGCUCGACGACUGGGAGUUCGCCAGUAUUGAUGAAUCCGGUGAGCCGAGGCUCGUAUUUGGUGGGGCUCCGACUUUUCAGGAAGCCAAAGAGGUCACUUCUGAACUCAAUGAUGCUCUUAAAGAGGUCUAUCUCGCCCCACCUCAUUCUAUUGGAUGCAGUGGUUCAUAUAUAGAUGGUCAAGACUCUUGCUUGCCACUGUUUUCAGAAUCCGAAGUGUCGGAGUCCAAAAAAUGUGUUACCAGUGAGACUCACUCAGUUUCUCAAAAUGCUAUAGGCGCAUUUGGGUUUCUCAACAGAAGUCAUGCAGCUCAGGUUCUGAGUUGA
Molecule: messenger RNA, 552 nt
Organism: Ilex paraguariensis (yerba mate)
Lineage: Eukaryota; Viridiplantae; Streptophyta; Magnoliopsida; Aquifoliales; Aquifoliaceae
Source: the annotation of a GenBank genome assembly